This is a messenger RNA of Tuber aestivum (summer truffle), 1127 nucleotides long. Lineage: Eukaryota; Fungi; Ascomycota; Pezizomycetes; Pezizales; Tuberaceae. The record is from the annotation of a GenBank genome assembly.
GGCCAACUCAAACUGUUAUCGUUCGCCCCCGCUUACCACCCUCCAAUCUAUCGACAGCACUCCCCUCCUACUCUCCACACCCCGAAAAAUGUCCCCGCCAGCACAAAUCGCCAGCUACACAAUCCUCCCAAUAACCAUCCCGGCCACGCCCCUUGCCGGAACAGCAACCCACUUCCUUUAUUUCCGCAAGCACUCCGCCAAGCAGCUGGCGCCACAUGACCCUCGCUCGCUAUUCGCCGUGAACGUCCCCAUCGACUCCACAACUACGCACUUCCGCGCACUGUUCACUAAAAUUGGUGGCGGCCGGGUGGAGAGAGUGAUUUUCGAAGAGGGUGGAGGUGCUAGAUGUGGGCAUGGGAAGCGGAAGCGCGCCAGUGAGGAUGAAGAGGUUGGGGGCGAUGUGUGGGACAGACCGUUACGCAAAAGCGGGAGUACAGCUGUUGUUGUGUUCGUGGAUAAGCCGAGUAGGGACAUGGCAAUUAAAGCGGCAGGCAAGGUUUCCACUACGGCCGUAGUUUGGGGUGAUGGGAUUAGCGAGGUUAUAAAUAUACCUGCACUUGGGAUAUCACGUAUGCUGCUACCUCACGUUCUCCCGUUCACCCUUCAAAAUUCCUGAUACGGUUAUUCGUAGGGUACUUAACGCAUCAUAACUUAACCCACCCUUCCAAGGUCCACCUGCAGGCCUCGGUAAACACGUUCAUGGCAGUUUUCGAAGGGGAGGAGCGCGCAAGACUUCGCGCGCUCGCCAAACGUAGACAGGUGCCCGAUGAGGACGGGUUCAUCACUGUUCUUCGAGGUGGGAGGACGGCGCCGGCGCGGCAGGAGGAGGUGAAGGCGGCGCUCGAGAAGAAGCGAAAGGAUAAGCACGAAGGCUUUUACAGGUUCCAGGUGCGAGAAGGAAGGAAGAAUCAACAGAUAGAGUUGCUGAGGAAGUUCGAGGAGGACAAGAGGAGGGUUGCUGAGAGGAAGCAAUUAAGGAGGUUUAAGGUGGGUUUUUGAUUUCUUUAUGACGGAUGGAUAGGGGGAGCUAAUCGGGUUUGUAACCGCUUUGACCUAUCCACGCGUGGCUACAAUUCACAUAUUUGAUAAAGGCAGGGAGUGGAAGUGGAGGGGCGCGCAUUGUAUAA